AUGGUACUUAUUCGAUGGAUAGUACUUCAGGUAGUGCUUUUUGUUUUAGGUAAUAGUUUUUUGGUUCCUUUCAAUGCAGUAGACCAAAGCUCUGCAAAGUCGCGGAACGCUCAUGAUGAUCAUGACGAUAGACGGAAUAAUCAUGAUGAUAGACGGAAUAAUCAUGACGAUCCUGACGACAGGUCUCGAAGACCGUGGAAUGAUCCUGACGACAGGUUGCGAAGACCAUGGAAUGAUCCUGAUGACAGGUCUCGAAGACCAUGGCAUGAUCAUGAUGAUCAUGACAAUAGGCAUUCUGACAUACACAUAAGAGACCUUACGAUGGGGCAAUUGAACUUUAUUCAUACUACUGAUACUCAUGGAUGGUUAGGUUCCCAUAGGUUGCAGAGAGACUAUGAUGCAGACUGGGGUGAUUUUAUAUCAUUCCUAGAAUUGUUCGACAGGAACAGAAUGAAUGAGUAUCAAGAUCUUCUCAUCAUUGACACGGGUGAUAAGCAUGAUGGAAAUGGGCUAAGUGAUGGUACAAGACCCCUUGGUAUGAUAAGUACACAUAUUUUCAAUCAAGUUGAUUACGAUCUCCUCACUUUAGGUAAUCAUGAAUUAUACACGCCAGAAACGGCUAUAUUCGAGUACUAUUCUACUGCCAUGUCCAAAAAAUUUAGGCAUAAAUAUAUAUCUAGUAAUGUUGAAUUCCUACAUGACAAAAAAGACUAUGUCCCAUUUGGGAAUAAAUAUGUCUACUUCGAAACUCCAAAGAACAGACUAAGAAUACUUUCAUUAUCUUUUAUUUUUAACGUUAGGAAAAAUAAUCCAAGAGUAAGAAUAACAAGACCCAUAGAUGAGCUGCAGAAAAUUUGGUUUCACGAAAUGAUUGAAUUAUAUCCAGAAGACAGAAUUGAUAUUUUAAUUGUGAUUGGUCAUCUGCCUUUGGUUGAUAGUGAAAAUAAUGACUUAAGCAUGAUUCAUUCGUAUCUCAGGAGGUUCUAUCCGAAUAUUAUAAUACAGUAUUUUGGUGGUCAUACUCAUAUAAGAGAUUUCAUUCAAUUGGAUUCCAGAUCCACUGGACUACAAAGCGGUCAAUAUGCUGAGACGUUGGGAUUUUUAUCAAUUGAUGAUGUCCAUAAUGAAUCACCAAGAUUUUCUAGAAGGUAUAUUGACUUUAAUACUAGAUCAUUUAGGCAUCAUAGUAAUACCGAACAUAGAUUAGAAUCUGAUAGAGGACACAGAGUUAAACGUAUGAUAAGGAAAUUGAGAAGGGAACUGAAUCUAGAUGUAAGAUAUGGUUACGUUCCAAGAAACUAUUAUAUGUACUCGAGACCGAUUGAUGCGGAUGAUAAUAUUUAUAAUUUGAUGAGAAGAAGAGUCCUACCAAGAUUAAGAUCAAGAAGAAUCAAGAACUCAAGAUCUUAUGAUAGAUUUAUCCUACUCAAUACAGGUGCUAUUCGUUACGAUCUUUAUAGAGGACCAUUCACAAGGGAUACCGAAUAUAUAGUAUUACCUUUCAGUAAUACAUGGAAAUAUAUCAGACUUCCUCUUUAUAUUGCACGAAGAAUUGAGGAAAUCUUAAACGGAAGACAAUCAAUAGUAUCUCUACCUCCUCCGACAAAUUUCAUCAGACAGGCAACAUCUGAAUCAUGCCCGACAAUUGUAUCGCCAAAUUAUUCUGAAGGUUAUACAACAGAGGAUGAUUAUGGUUGUGAUGGUGAUGAUACUCCUCAUAGAACAGUUUCCCGUCAUCAUAUUCCCAACGUCAUUCAAACUAUCCAAUUCACAUCAAACGAACAAUACUUGACUGAUGACGAUAUUGUUCAUUUCAUUUUUUUUAGCUACCUAGAAAGGGAUGUCUUGAGGGCCAUCAACCUUAUUAAUAAAGAACCUUCAAAAAUAUAUACUGAAUUUGACAGUCAGGACUAUGGCGGCCAAUCUGCCCAAGAACUUUUAAGGGAGUACAUCAGAGAAAUCUCAUAA
This is a messenger RNA of Kazachstania africana CBS 2517, 1968 nucleotides long. RefSeq names its product Smn1p (gene SMN1). Lineage: Eukaryota; Fungi; Ascomycota; Saccharomycetes; Saccharomycetales; Saccharomycetaceae. Gene Ontology annotation, cellular component: cytosol. Gene Ontology annotation, molecular function: hydrolase activity. The record is from RefSeq and is a predicted model, not a curated record. The transcript has a single exon. Bases 1 to 1968 code for a protein of 655 amino acids. Gene Ontology annotation, biological process: nucleotide catabolic process.